This is a messenger RNA of Prorocentrum cordatum, 1950 nucleotides long. Lineage: Eukaryota; Dinophyceae; Prorocentrales; Prorocentraceae. The record is from the annotation of a GenBank genome assembly.
AUGAGAGAGAACCCCGCGCUCUUCGACUCCGCCGUGGAGGAAGAGCUCGAGGCGCUGGCCGUCCAGCGGGACGAGGAGGAGGACCAGAAGGCGCAGUUGGAGAGCGACGGCAUCAAGGAGGACACUCUGGUGCUCAGGCGCAGGAUGGACGAGGUGAGACAGGCCGAGCGCACCCGCAUCGUGACCGAGCUCCUCUACUUGAAGGUAUGUCGGAAGUUCCAGCAGCUCCAGGUCCCCUUGAUUCCUCCGCUGAAGGCUGGGGGUGACGUCAAGUUCGGGGCCAUCGAUCUGAAAGGCCUGACCACGGACGUCUACUCUGCGGACGCCCUGGAGCUGGUACGCGAGCACCUCUUCCACAUCAUCGGGCAGCGGGGCAGCACCACCUUUGCCACGGGGACGGCCGUGGUCCAGAUAUCCCUCUUCCAGGCGGGCCAGGUCUACGGCAUGUCCGCCCUGUUCGGGUACUACCUGCGUCGCGUGGACGCGCGGUACCAGCUUGAGAAGCUGGCGGGCAAUUUUGGGGCCUGGGGCGAGGCGGCUCCCGAGGAGGGGGAGAGCCCGUUCGCCGGCGACAAGGAGGGCUUCGACUCCCUGCAGGGCUACAUCAACCAGUUCGGCCCUGAGGAGGUGCAGAGGAUGACGACAAUAGCGUCCGUGGAGGCACAGAUGGCGAUGGAGUCGCAGGUCGCCGCGCUCUUCGGCGACCUGCGGACGCUGAAGGAAAAGCUGAUGCAGGUGCUGGGCAUGGUCCGUUCCAACGAGGAGGCGACGCGGAAGCUGGAGGAGGCCAUCCAGAACAAUGAGGUGCAGUCCCUCCGCAUCACCAGCGACGACCUCCGCCGCCUCGUUCUCGAGGCGGUGGCAUACGGGUCCCUCCUGAACGACUCGGAGAAGCAGACCGAUUCCUUCUACGAGCUUACGCCGUCCAGUCGGCCGAUGGGCGCCAUCAUGGGGGACGACGAGGACGAGGGCCGCUACCUCUCGGAGUGUGGCGAGGCGGCCGCGUGCGAGCGUGACCACACGCGCUCGCCCGAGCAGGUCCUGUCACAAUACCGCAAGGAACAUUGGGAAUGGUACAAGACUCAGAUCGCGCCAAACAGUUUCCAAUCCGUGUUCGUGGCGACAUACCUCUUCCCGCCCGUCUUCGCACAUCGAUCGGCCCUCUCGGUUCUCUGGGAGCCAGUGAAGGUCAAGCUCAUGAAUAAAGACUGCGCGCAGGCCGCUGCCACGCGGGCUAGGCGCCGCAUGAAGCUGCGCCAGGAACCAUGGCCCCCCUCCCGCGCGCUCGCGCUGCGCGUGGGCGCGUGGGUGCCGCGGGCCGCGGCUCCAGCGGUGGGCAUGGCCGGCGCGGGGUCCCCUGCUGCGACGGCGAGUACCGUCCCUGAAGACGAGGCCCAGCACUUCCAGGGCGACGGCGGCUACGUUGGCGAUGGCGGGGUGGCGCUCGAGCAGCUCUGGGCUUCUCUGCCGUGGAGGGAGAUCCGCAACUGCCCCGGGCGCUACACGACGUCCGACCGCGCCGCGCGCGCCGAGGACCUGGUGGCGCUGCUCGGCCGCUGUGGCUUCGCUGUUGGCCGCGCACCGCUGGUGGCGCGCCUUCCUGGCAAGGACCCCAUGGCGCUAUUCCGGCUGCCCGGCGGGGGCGGUCUCCUCACCUAUUGCAGGCCAGAGGGUUUCUUCGUGCACACGCUUAACACCGAGAGCGGGCUCGCACGGAAGGUCGACGCCCUCGGGCUUGGCGCGGACGCGCACGGCCUGAUCGGCGAGGAGGUGCCGUGGUCGGAGCGGGCGCCGCUGCGUGCCGUGGUGGCCGUGCUGCCCUUCCUGGCGGACCGCGAGAAGAACGCGUCCGCGUACGCGCUCGUGCUCGCGCUCCGGCGGGCGGCCGCGUUGCAGCCGGGCGCUGCCCCGGAGCGCAGCGGCGCCGUCUGGCGUCUGACAAGGGAGUAG